Anopheles arabiensis is the source of this 7388-nucleotide messenger RNA. RefSeq lists its product as uncharacterized. The transcript is spliced from 11 exons. NCBI's taxonomy places the organism in Eukaryota, Metazoa, Arthropoda, Insecta, Diptera, Culicidae. The record is from RefSeq and is a predicted model, not a curated record. The coding region runs from base 117 to 7142 and encodes 2341 amino acids.
AAUUGUUCCGAAAUCAUUCACCAAAUAUAGCAUUGCUUUAUCUUUAUGAUCGUAUUUUUUUUUUUUGGUUUUCUAUAUCAGCUAUUCCGAUUGCUGUAUAAGCCCCCAUUUGCCGCAUGGAUAAGCCCUCCGGACUAAGCCUAUAUAAAGGGCGCCAGCCGUUAGCGCAGAAACGCGAGUCAGUUCGAGCUAAGCCCUCCCGUGAAAGACCAGACACAGAUGUAAGUAAAAUGGUGCGCAAGGUGGAUUCCAGUGGCGUGUGGUGGGUCGGAAGACCGACGAUACUUGGUGUGAUGGUGCUGCUGCUAGUGCUCGUGAUCCCAACGGUGAAGGGAGAGGUGUUGUGUUACACGUGCCAAGAAUGUGAUGAGCAUGACGUGAUGCAAACGGAGCAAUGCUCUGUUGAAUGUGGCAUAUGGUACUCGUCGAAUGGUGGCGUGCCAACAGUAAACCGUGGAUGCAUAGAGCAAGUGCGGGAAGACGACGUGAUCUAUGAUCAGUGUCAGACCGAUCUGUGCAAUACUGCCAGUGUCGUGCGGUGUGUGCGCUGUCCUACUGCUCUAACGGCUGAAUGUGAGAACGUGAUCUGCCCAACGUCAGAUGACCAGUGUUACCUUAACCCUGCAGAUGGUAAACGAGGCUGUACCUCAGAUCCGGAGUAUGUCGUGGACUGUUCCGGUGCUUCUUGUACCAAAUGUAGCCCGGAGACAGGUAAACCCUGCAACGAUGUUCAGACGUGCGAAGUCUGUGAUACUAGCGUAAAUCCUGAAUGCUUGCUGCAAACGUGUCCCAAGGUGACGGAUCAAUGUUACCGCUAUAUUGACGAACAGGCCACACUGCAUUUAGGAUGUACUAGUGAGGUAGACUACACUAUUAGCUGUGAAGAAGAGGGGGCCAACUGUCGAACUUGUUCCAGUGAUCUAUGCAAUCGAGAUGCGAGCUUUGAAUGUUAUUCUUGCGAUGAUUGUCCGUCGAUUGAUGCUUUCCUGGACAGUAAGGUCGAAUGUAAUAUUCACCAGAAGGAUCAGUGUUACACGGUCUAUGAUUGGUCAAGCAAACAAACUCACCGUGGAUGCGUCAGCGACGAAUUCCCAACGACGGAGUUCGAUUCUUACGACCUGUGCAGCGACGACACCUGUAAUAACCAAAUCUUUCCGAAUCAUCUCCGGUGCUAUCAGUGCGAUGGGUGUGAUGCACAGAUCUCCGAUGCGGAUGUAAACUACUGCCGCAAUGAUCAGGCAACCGGGUGCUUCAUGCUGCUGGUUGAGUUCGAAUCGGGUAGCAAAACAGUCAUCCGAGGAUGCGACACAGAUCCCGCGUUCGCUGACUGUAGGAUCAAUCGUAACUGUGAAACCUGCACAGGAGAUGCGUGCAACCGAGCGCCCCAAACUGCUGCAAGAUUAUGCUACCAGUGCGAAGGUGUGGAGGAGUGCGAAAGACAAACACUUGCCACCGGCUGUCAGAACACGGCGUUCACUAACCAGUGCUACCUGUACUCGGACGGUGCUGCUGGUGAAGAGCUGAAGAAGGGAUGCCUACUAGAUUUGGAUGAAACGAUGGCGGCGGCUUGCUACGAUCCGACCGAUACACGCUGUAGCAUCUGCAAGGACAUCACGUGCAAUCGACAGCACUGUGUGCGGUGCAACACACAAACGGAGGGUGCUGCCUGUCUGUUGGGUGAUAAAUCUGCGCCGGGCUUGCAGUAUGCACUUUGCGAGGGCAACUGUCGGGUGGAAAUCGAUGCCAAUGGUCACACUGUACGGGGCUGUGCGGAAGACUUCCCGGAACCGUGCGGGCAGGGUGAUGAUGCCCGUUGCCUAGAGACGGUACAGGCUGGAUCCAAUGGUGGCAUUUUUCCAGCAAAUCGCCGUCAGUGUUAUCAGUGCGAAGGUGACAGUUGUUGGACGAUGCCCGAACUUGGGACGGCUCGUUACUGCCAGCUCUACCGGGGGUCGAAUGAUGGCUGCUACAUUUACAACGACGGUAGUACGAUAGUGCGUGGUUGCACCACCGACCCUGGAGCUAAAUGUUUAACAGAAGAUGGAUUUGACGACCAAUACUGCUCGAUCUGGAUGGAAGAUCUCAGAAACGAUGCCGCUCAGCAACGGGAACCUCUUACCUGCUAUCAAGACUGUCCCGGUGUUGAAUCGGGACAGAUUCCAACGUGUCCACCCGUUACCUGUCCACCGACUACCGAUCGUUGCUUCGUCAGCGUAUCGUACAGUGGUGUUAUUUCGCGUGGCUGCACAUCCUUUGAUUGUCCGCCGGAUUCUAGAGACUGCUACACGUGCAAAGAGGCGAACUGCAAUGGUGCCUACUCGGUGUGUUCCAAGUGUGAUACGUCGAUCGAUGGGGACUGUACCAUUGGUACCGAACACGGCGAAGUGUGUGAGCAGAGCGAGGGUUGCUUCCAGUACCAAGGUGACGAUGGCAAAGGUAUCUAUGGUUGUGCUGAGAAGGCUCCCGCCAUUUGCUCCAACGAUGCCGACCAUUGUAACUUUUGCCAGGACACAUUCUGUAACGCUAAAGCUCCAAUCCUUUGCUUCUCCUGCACCGACUGUCGCGAUGUUUUAACUCCAAUUAUUCAGAAGACAAAGCUCUGCGGUACCGAAGGGGACAGUUGCAUUACCGCGCUGAUCGAUGGACGUAUCGAUCGAGACUGUCGGUCCGAUUUGCCGCAUCCGAUCGAGGAGUACACCGUAAUUGAAGAUUGCGACACGUCAAACUGUAACAGGCUAUCGAUUACCGAUUGGACCAGCUGUUACGUGUGUACGGGUUGUAACGAUGUGUUGGGCGCUGAAGUGACUACGGAGCUCUGCCUAAACCCGCCAACGGACACGUGCUUCACGAAGCGGGAGGAUGACGGUGUGAUCGUGCGCGGCUGUGCUACGGAAGACGGACUCGUCGGCUGUGACAAUGGUAUAAACUGUGAUGUGUGUGCGGGUGAGAACUGUAACGAUCGUGCCAUACCGCAGGAAUUCAGCUGCGUUCAGUGUGACCUGAGCGAGGACUGUGCGCAGUACAAUGUACUCAGUGAGUGUCCCAACACACUUGGUUUGCUUGUCGACAGUUGCGUCACGUACACGAAGCAACCGGACGGUGUAAAGAAGGGUUGCAUUAGCACGCCAGAUUUGUAUGCCCUCUGUUACGGAACUUCGAAUGACGUUUGUGUUGUGUCGGAAGAGUCGAUGGGAAACGCAAGACCGGUUCAGUGCAUUGACUGUAUCGAGAGUGUAGAGUGUAUUCGAGGAGAGGCAAAUGAGCUGAUCACUAACUCCUACCACCAUGGGUCUUGUGUUUCGUUUCUCGACGAGCAAGGUACGGUCGUGCGUGGGAACAUUGUGAACUAUCCCGAGUUCCAGAAUGCACCUCACUACAAGGUAUGUUUCGAAGAUGGCUGUAAUAAGGGGCUGUUCCCCGAUGAUCGUUUGCUGUGCUAUCAAUGCAGUGGAGAGGAGUGUGCCCGUCUGACACAGUCCGGCAGCUCAAUAACGCCCCAACCCUGCUUGCGGUACGAUAAAGUGAACGCAAAGUGUUACACCUGGUACGAGAGUGCAUCGAAUGCGCAGCGUGGAUGUUUGCUGGACGAUGGUGACGACUCCCUGUGCGGUGGAGAGGGAGUACAAUCGUGUAAAAUCUGCUCCGACAGUCGAUGUAACGAGCUCGAUUACGCGGCCUUUAGCGAGACGAACGUUUGCGUAAAGUGUACCACCAAUCGGGGCUGUCAGGAGGAUCUUGCCGAAGAGGCGUGCACCGAUGGCGGUGGUUGUUACACGUUCUUUAGCGGAUCGUUGGUUGUCGCGAAAGGAUGCGUAUCGGAGCUUGCGGAGAGCAUGGAGUGGUACGAGGAGUGUGCUCGCGGCAGUGAAAGUGAACGUUGCCAGCAGUGUUACGGGGACUAUUGCAAUCGUAACAAGUGCUACGCGUGUAAUUCGGGUCUUGGUAGUGCUACCGAUUGUAUCGAGCCUCGCUUAGGCCUUACCGAGUCAGCUACCUGUAGGACGGAUGACGGAUGUGUGGCGUUCAUUGAUGCAAACGGUCACACUGUACGUGGAUGCAGGGACAGUUUCGAAGACCCAAUUGCCGAAUGUUCCGAGCAGAAUGCCGCCACCUGUCAGCUCUGUAACGGUGAUCACUGUAACGGGGCACUGCUGGGGAAGGAUCGCAUCAAGUGUUACCAAUGUUCGGGGACGGCCGGAUGUCUUGAACCGGCACCAAACAGCGCACUGUACUGUGCCAUCUAUCGGGAAGGAGAAGAAAGCUGUUACACUUACUUCCAAGACGAGCGUACGGUAGAACGUGGCUGCACUCUCCAGCGACCGGAGCCAUGUGAACACCCCUGCCAGAAGUGUAACACAACGGCCUGCAAUGAUCAGCGCGCUACCAUGACGAAUCCUCUCCGCUGUGCCCAAUGUUCCGGCGGCGAGUGUCCCGACAUCGACGCCACCGAUCCGACCGAGGUAAAGCCCUGCACGGAAGGGCUUCUGUUUGGCCGUACCGAUCAAUGCUAUACCUACUUUGAUCCGGCCGAUGGUUCGGUUCAGCAGCGUGGAUGUCUUAGCGAUCUUGCGAAGAGUGCAGGUGGUAGUGCGAUCGCGGCCCAGUGUUUAGACGCAACCGAUGGAAGCUGCAAGCUGUGCACGGACGAUGGGUGUAAUGCGCGCAGUGUAACUUGUUUCGUCUGCAACACGGAUACUGAUCCGGACUGUGCAGACCUGUUAACGGAGAGUAGCGCGUAUCGGCAAGCAUGCGGUACGGGACGGUGCGUUUCGCUGCUGGAUGGAGCAACCACGCGGAAGGGAUGCUUGGAGGAUUUCAACGAUGUCGAUUGUGCGUUGAAAGGGACGUGUCAAAUCUUUGAAGGUACGUUGUCGAACAGUGCGGUCUAUCCGGCGGACAGGAUACGUUGUUACCAGUGUAGCGGUAGUGGAUGUGACGAGCUGCAAAGCUCCACUAGCUCUUCGACGUGCCAACAGUACGACCCCGACGAUGAGUGCUACACGUACGUUACAGAUACCGGUGAAACCUUCCGUGGAUGUCUUUCCGAUACGCUGACGCCCGAUCCAUGUGCCGACCAAUCGGACGUUUGCGUCAAGUGUAGCAGCGAAGCCGGCUGCAACACCGAACCUGCCCAGCGCUCCAACGAACUCGUAUGCGCACAGUGUUACAAUGCGGUGGAGUGCGGUCAGACGGAACGAUACGAACGGUGUACCAAACCGGUGUUGCUGGGCCGGCAAGAUUCGUGCUACGUGCAGUCGUUCAACGGAGAACUGCUUGCCCGCGGUUGUCUCAGCGAUGCGGUGGGAUCGUUGCGGGACAAGUGCACUGCCGGCGGAUCGAGCAGUGAGUGCUCCGUCUGUCUGUGCGAUCGCUGCAAUGCGCCACCGGUGGAGUGCGUUAGCUGUGAGGGUGAGGUUGGCUGUGGUGAUGUGCUCGGUGUUGGGCAGAGUGUUGUGCCGUGUCAAACGGGUAGCUGUGUGUCGUUGGUCAAGCAGCUUCCCAACGGUGCCACGAUCAUUGCCAAGGGUUGUUCGGAAGCGUACGAGCAGGAUACGUGCAGGCCAGCGAAUGAUGCAUCCUAUCAGCUUUGUUACUCUCCGGGGUGCAAUGACGUGCUGUUUCCACCGGAUCGGCUGAAGUGCUUCCAGUGCGUAGGAGCGGGCUGUUCCGAUCCAUCGCUCGUUCCAACCAUCUGCGAGCCGUAUAGCACGAAUGAUAAGUGCUACAGCUUUUUGGACCGUCAGCAGAAGGGAUGCGUUGGCCAGUUGCAAGACUCGGCGGAAUGUAACCCAGCGGAUGGACGGUGCUUUGUUUGCGAUUCAUCGGAUGGCUGCAAUGACGAACCGCGGCCGCUGGAGUGUAUCGAUUGCUCGUCCCGAACUGAUCCAAGCUGUGUGGAACCGAUGGCAACCUUUGUAAAGAAGAAGUUUUGUCCCAUUGGUGGAUGCGUUACAUUUAUUGAUGCACAUGGCUUCACCGUGAGGGGUUGUGCGAGGGAAUACUACGUCACUCCCGCUUCAUGUACCGGAACGACCUGCCAGCUGUGCACUAAUGACGACAACUGUAACAGCAUGCUGCUCCCUCAAAAUCGGCUGCAGUGUUAUCAGUGCUCCGGAUCUAGCUGCUUGGAUGUAGCGAACCAAACGCCUUCCAUCUGCCAACAGUACAGUGCAGACGACGCUUGCUACGCGUAUGCCAGCAGUUCUACCAACAUUCGCCGCGGAUGCUUGUCAGAUCUCACCUCCGAAUGUCCCACAGACGGUUGCGUAACGUGUUCCACUAGCAAUGGGUGUAAUGCUUAUCCACCGGUCGUGGCUAAUCCGCUCACCUGCCACCACUGCGAUGGAGUGAACUGUGCGGACGAACAGACAGGCGCUGGGGCCAUGUGUCCCCCAGUACUGUUGGGUCGCACCGAUGCCUGCUACUCCUGGGUGGAGAAGUACACCGUCCGCAGAGGUUGUUUGUCCGACGCAGAUGCGUGUAAUGCGAUGAACCCGAACUGUUACAUCUGCACCGACGGAAGGGAUUGUAACGCCGAACGGUACGCGGUAGAGCGUCACGAAUGCGUACAGUGCGCUGAGUUGCCUACGGACGAGCGGUGUAAUUGGGGAUUCGAUCGAUCGGCAGCAGAGCAAUGCUCUUCCGACACGCAGCAGUCCUCCGAGUUAGGCUGCUACAGUUGCUACAUCUCGACGCUGGACCCUACCGAGCGAAGGCUCUUCCAUCGUGGGUGUGUAGGCGAGGAACGGCAAGCUCAAUGCGAGCCGGAAACGGUUAACGUCUGCCUAGGUGCGGGAUGCAACCAUCGCAACGAGCGCUUACAGAUCUGUGCCAAGUGCGAAGACGUCGAUGGGUGUGAGAGUGGUCGGUGGGUGGUGGAGGAGUGUCGUGGCGUCGUACCGUACGAUCGGCGUGGCUGCUACCUUAUGCGCGAUGCCCGGAAGCGCGUUACUGCACGCGGAUGUGCGGCGGACUUGAACGAUGAAACGUGGCAGCUGUGUUCCAACGUGCGGGACUCGUCCUGUCUCACCUGCCUUGGCAACGAGUGUAAUCACGCCACUAUUGGUAUGGGAAGAGUGUCGUUACUAGGGACGCUUGCGAUAGCCGUUCUCUGUUGGCUCUUGGUCGGACUCGGUAGAUAAAGGAAUUAUUUCUCAACUGGUAACUGAAUUAUAGACGAAAGCAAACGAACUACCGAAUUUACCAUAACAAAUUCAUUUUUUAUUCAUUAUUUUUAUUUAAAAAAAGAUUCAUCAUCAAAAGAUAGAUUAGUAGUGUAAAAACACAUCGAGUUAAAAUAUAUAGCGAUGAAGAGAGAAGAAAUAAGAGAUUUAAUUUGUGUGUUCUGUGUAGUGCAUGUAAGAAUCUACCAAUAAACGUUUCAAUUA